Messenger RNA from Akanthomyces muscarius, 1698 nucleotides. RefSeq lists its product as uncharacterized. The transcript has 2 exons. Lineage: Eukaryota; Fungi; Ascomycota; Sordariomycetes; Hypocreales; Cordycipitaceae. The record is from RefSeq and is a predicted model, not a curated record. Bases 1 to 1698 code for a protein of 565 amino acids.
AUGUCUGCGGCUUACAAGCAGUUCCUGGCUUCGCCGAGCUCCUCUCUGCUCGCUGAGAAUGCCUCUCUGCAUUACAUUACCACCUUGUCCAACUUCGCUGGUGCUACCGAGAUCAUCAAGCACCUGACUGCCCUGCGCCGACAGGUCACCAAGAAGCAAGAGGAGGUCCUCAGCCUUGUCGAAGGCCAGAAUGCCAUUGUCGUCGAGGUCCUCACGGCUCUUGAAUUCAUUACCAGUGGUGGCGUCUACCUUCCCAAGCUCGAAGACAACUUCCUGUCUGACCGCACCGCCUACGUUCCCAUUACACACUUUGUUUCAUUCGACGCCGGCGGCAAAAUCGUACAGAUUCGACAGCAGUGGGAUCAGGGUGCUCUCCUGAAGCAGCUUGAUAUCGUUGGCAAGACUGGGCGCAACUGGCCCAUCCAGGACAGCCGCGAGCAGCUCCGACAGAUUCAGUCCUGCCUCAAGACUGUUGGCAAGAGUGUUCAGUCGGCUCCGAGCGACAGUGAUGUUGUCAUCCGUACUCGACACAACUCGAACAAUGCUCUGCGUGACCCCCAUGCCUCCCUCAACCUGUAUGGAAGCAGAGAGGAAAUUGAGUCGACUCCUAUGAAGGCCGCCUCUAAACCUUAUGCUGGCCACCGCCCCAGCCAGCGCUCUGUCAUUGACAUCAUUGGCGACGAGCCCGAGGAGGAGAGCGGUCACAGCCGCCAUCGCUCUGUUUCUCCCAGCAAGGCCGGCUCCGGCAAGAACUACCAACCAUCGCGCAUCUUUGAUGGCAAGCAGGAGGACAUCGAAGAGGUCGAAACACCCAAGAAGGGCGACAAAUUCAUCAAGCCUCACCCUUCCAAGUACAACCACUUUGAUUUUGUUGACGGCUCCGAUCCCAAAGACGCCCCCGCCCGCGGUGUCGACCUUGAAAACCGCCCCAAGUCCAAGCACGACAGCCAAUGGUCUUUUGACGACUUUGUUACUCCUGCCAAGGCCACCGCCGGCAAGGGCAUGCGCUCGCAGGACGUCCAGCACUGGAACCCCAGCAUGCAGUUCGCUGACGAUGGCGAUGAGCACCACGCCGGCGGCAAGGGCCGGCGCGAUGCCGAGACUCACUUUGAGCUCCAGGAUGACGGCGAGAAGGACGCGCGCCAGGAACGUGUUGGACUCCCACGGGGCGCCAUGCACAACGAAGGCCAGAGCCUCUACAAGAACCAGCUCUUUGACGAGGUCGAGCCCACUCCUGGUCCCAAGCGUGCUCUGCAAACCGUCACCAACCUCAAGGAUCGCAGCAAGGACUUUAACCCUCAUUUUGAAAUGGCAGACGAGUCACCAUCGCAACCCCCACGAACCCAACAUGCUCCCGAGGGCAAGGUAAAGAUGGCCAAGAACAUGGACCACAACUGGGAGGUCUAUGAGCAGUCGCCACUCAAAGAAAACAACAAACCCCGCCCUGCUCCGGCCGCCACGGGCAGCAACCAGAAGAUCCACAUUGCUGGUGACGGGAUGGGCUCCAGGAAGGGAGCUACUCAUGAUGAGUCAGAUGUCAAAAUUCACAUUGCCGGCGACGGUAUGGGCGGCCGCAAGGGUACUUCGCGCGCCUGGAUGACUGGCGGUGAUGAGGACGAAGAAGAGCAGCCCAAGGCGCAUCCCCGAGGCCGUGGCACUGCUGCUGCUCAGAAGACUGGUGGUUUCUGGGACUUUUAA